Molecule: messenger RNA, 924 nt
Organism: Aspergillus puulaauensis
Lineage: Eukaryota; Fungi; Ascomycota; Eurotiomycetes; Eurotiales; Aspergillaceae
Product: NmrA/HSCARG family protein
Exons: 1
Coding region: 1-924 (307 amino acids)
Source: RefSeq, a predicted model, not a curated record
AUGUCUCAAACCGUUGCCUUUGUCUCAGGAGCGACUGGCCACCAAGGCGGUGCUACCGCGCGCGAACUCUUGAAAUCAGGAGUCAAAGUCCAUGCCCUCGCUCGGGACCCGUCCUCCAAGUCCGCUAUUGAUCUCCAGCGCCUGGGUGCCCACCUGUUCCCCGGUGAUUUCGACAAUUUGUCCUCCUUGAAGGCUGCGAUGACAGGUGCUACUGCAGUCUUUCUCAAUGUAAUGCCCAUCGUAUCCGACACCAAACGGGAGGUGAUCCACGCAAAGAAUAUCAUCGAUGCCGCGAUUGCGUCCGGAACAGUUACCAGUAUCGUCUAUUCAAGCGUGACAAUGACCGGCAGACACGACGAGUUCCCGAAUUGGGGCCCCGACUACCCACUGGCGUGGUACUGGGAGAACAAGGCCCAAAUCGAGUCAAUGGUGCGAGGGUCGGGGCUGGAAUACUGGACCAUUCUUCGGCCUGCAUUCUUGAUGCUUAACUAUCUCCUGCCGAAGGCGUCGUACAUGUUUCCUGAUUUGGUUCAGCGCCGGGUCUUUUUGUCGGCAUACAAACCUAGCACUGCAAUGACGAUUCUCGAUGGUGAUGACGUCGGGAAGUUUGCCGCUGCUGCGAUUGUUGAACCGUUGGCAUUUCACAAGCAUGAGAUAGACUUGGGUGUGGAAUCUCUUACCCCGGCGGAAAUUGUGCGGGAGCUGAGCCGGGUUUCUGGAAAGGAUGUUUCCCUCCAGUUCUAUGAUGAGAAGGAGGUGGAGGAGCGUGCGUUGACAGACCUUCUGAUUCAGAGCCAUGUGUGGGCAAAUGAAGUUGGGUACCAGGUCAACUUCAAGGAUCUCGAGAAAUACCCGAUCCGUCUGACUACGUUCGCGGAGUAUCUUGAGAAGCAUCGGGAGGAGGUUCUACAGAUGUUGGGCUGA